CUGCAGGCUAUAGCUUUGAUUAACUGAAAUUAACAGGAAGCCAUUAUUGCCUAUAGCUUACGACUCUCAAUUUGGCCAGUUUCAGAACGGAGGAGAUGGCGACGAAGCUGCUGCUGCUGCCGCCGCCACCGCCGGCGGGACAGAAGACAAUAAUGUUGCAACUCUUUGUAAUUUUGACUUCUCUGAUCUCUUCAGCAUUGAGGCAAGUUUCUUUCACCUCCACCUUUGAACCCGAUUCUCCAUUGACAGCUGAUUCCUUUCUUCCUUCCCUCCAACAAAUUUUACAGUGCCUGGAAGUCCCACACCGCCCUCAGUACAGCGGCGGAAUCAUACUCAACCCAGAACUCAACCGCGGUUCGGCCGGUUGGUCCGGAUUCGGAACCGCCCAAAUCCAACACAGGGUUUCAUCCAAAACUGGCAACCACUUCAUCGUCUCACAUUCAAGAACUCAACCACACCACAGCGCUUCUCAGAAAGUUUACCUGCUGAAAGACCGCCUCUAUGCUUUCUCCGCUUGGUUGCAAGUCAGCCAGGGGAAUGUCGCCGUGACGGCGGGUUUCAAGACCUCCGAUGGGGGUUUCAUCCCCGCCGGAGCAGUGAUCGCCGAGCCUGGUUGCUGGUCCAUGCUCAAAGGCGGCAUCACCGUCAACACCUCCGGCGAGGCAGAGCUCUACUUCCACACCCGGAACUCCACCGCCGAUUUGUGGGUCGAUAGCGUGUCGUUGCAGCCCUUUACACAUCAGGAAUGGCGGUCUCAUCAAGAUCGAAGCAUUGAGCAGACAAGGAAGGAGAAGGUGAGAAUCCAGGUUGUGGAUAAACAGGGGAAUCCCCUGCCCAACGCAAAUGUGACCAUCAACCAGAACGGAUUGAGUUUUCCUUUUGGAUGCGCCAUCAACAAGAACAUUCUCUCAAAUGCUGCCUACAAGAACUGGUUCACAUCGAGAGGGUUUCGAGUCACGACGUUCGAGAACGAGAUGAAGUGGUACACCAACGAGCCCUCGAGGGGCAGAGAGGACUACUCUGCCGCCGACGCCCUGCUCUGGUUCGCCCAGCAGCACAAUGUGGCGGUUCGCGGCCACAACGUGCUGUGGGACGAUCCCAAUUACCAGCAAGGGUGGCUUAAUUCGCUCUCACCGCGGGACUUUGGGACCGCGGUCAGGACGAGGAUCAACUCCGUGGUGUCGAGGUACAAGGGGAAGUUGGUCGCGUGGGAUGUGGUGAACGAGAAUCUGCAUUUCUCCGCGCUGGAGAACAAGCUGGGAAGCUACGCUUCGGCGCUUGCUUACAAUCUGGCUUAUAAAAUUGAUUGGGAGACGCCGCUGUUUAUGAACGAGUACAACACAAUCGAGGAGAGUGGGGAUCCGGCUUCGACGCCGGUGAAGUACCUGCAGAAGCUGAGAGGGAUCAGGAGGUUUUCCAACAACAACUGGAUCAAGUUCGGGAUCGGUCUGGAGUCUCAUUUUGGGGUCCCUAAUCUUGCUUACAUGAGAGCGUCGAUUGAUACUCUGGCUGCUGCCAAUGUGCCCAUCUGGCUCACCGAGGUCGAUGUCAAAUCGAGCCCCGAUCAGGCGAGUUACCUGGAGCAGGUUCUGAGGGAAGGCCACGCUCAUCCCAAGGUGUCCGGAAUGGUGGUGUGGGCGGCGUGGAGUCCGCAAGGCUGCUACAGAAUGUGUUUGACGGAUAACAAUUUCAGGAACCUGCCGACUGGGGAUGUGGUGGACAAGCUGCUGCACGAGUGGGGUGGUGGCCGAGAAGCUUCUGUCGUUGGAGAGACCGACGCGAAUGGCUACUUGGAGGCUUCUCUGUUCCAUGGAGAUUACAAUGUAUCGAUUGUUCACCCGAGAUUGGGGAAUUCUGGUUUGGUGCGGAAGGUUGUGUGCCUGAAAGUGCCUCUGGAAGCUCAAUAUGGAGGAGGAAUGAUUGGAAACUUGGAGGGAUUGUAUGGUAUUGCAUACAAUAGGACAUAUUCACAUGAUUCUGUUUUUAAGACAGUUCAAGUCGUGGAAGGGAAUCUCUAUGUUUUCUCAGGAUGGGUCCAAGUUACUGACGAGAGUCGAGAAGUAGGCGUUGUUUUCAAGACAAAUCGCGGAGAGCUGAUUCGAGGUGGCAGAGUUACCGCAAAGGCAGGAUGUUGGUCUUUCUUGAAAGGUGGCAUCUUCGCAAACUUUUCAGGCCCUGUUGAGAUUCUCUUUGAGAGCAAGAAUACAAGUGCUGAAAUAUGGAUUGAAAAUGUCUCAUUGCACCCUUUCACAAUGAGCGAAUGGAGAUCUCAUCAGGACAGAAGAGUUGCAACGGAAAGAAAGAGCAAGGUGAGAUUUCAGGUAAAGUACAAGAAUGGAACUUCAUUGAGAGGUGCUAAGGUGACACUCAACCAGAUCAGUCCAGAAUUCCCAUUUGGGUGUGGGAUGAACUAUCGCAUCCUGAGCAGCACAGGCUAUCAGGAAUGGUUCGCUUCGAGGUUCAAGUACACGACAUUCACCAACGAGAUGAAAUGGUACAGCACCGAGAAGAGGCAAGGCCAAGAGAACUACACAACAGCAGAUGCCAUGAUGAAGUUUGCCAAAGAGAAGGGGAUUUCCGUACGAGGACACAAUAUCUUCUGGGAUGACCCCAAGUAUCAACCUGGUUGGGUUAGGGACCUUAGCUCGGAGGAACUGGCAGAAGCAGCAGCAAAGAGAAUUGACUCGGUGGUUUCCAGAUAUGCAGGAGGGCAGCUGAUUGCUUGGGAUGUAAUGAACGAGAACUUACACUUCAGCUUCUUCGAGGACAGACUUGGCAGAAAUGCUUCUGCUGAGUAUUUCUUAAGAGCUCACCAGCUUGAUCCGAAUGUGAGAUUGUUCAUGAAUGAAUACAACACCAUUGAGUACAGCGGCGAUGAGGAUGCUGAUCCAGUAAACUACAGGAACAGAUUUGAGGAGAUUCUGUCAUACCCCGGGAACCAAGAGAUAAAGGCAGGAAUAGGUGUUCAGGGACACUUUUCUUACAAGCAGCCUAACCUUGCUUACAUGAGAAGUUCCUUAGACAUUCUAGCUUCAACAGGAAUUCCAAUAUGGCUUACUGAAGUCAGCAUUGGGCCAGGGCCAAAUCAGGCAGAAUACUUGGAACAGGUGCUGAGGGAAGCCUACUCUCAUCCUGGGGUGGAAGGGAUUAUCAUGUUUGCAGGACCAGAAGCAGGCGGUUUCAACGAGACAACCUUAGCAGACAAGGAUUUCAACAACACUGCUGCUGGAGAUGUGGUGGAUAAGCUGAUUCAUGAGUGGGAAACCAAACCUGCAACUUUUGAAUCGGAUGAGAAAGGGUUCUUUGAAGCUUUACUGUUCCAUGGCGACUACAACAUAAGUGUUGAAUAUCCAGACGAAACCACCGAUCCAUCGUCAGCUUUCUUGCAUUACAAGGUUUCCAAAGAUGUUAAAUUACAGGAUCCACUCUCCACGUUCCUGAUAGACUUGGUUCAGACGAGCAAAGGAAGUGGGAUCGUUGUGGAUGCUGUCGUCAGGACUUCUAGCGGCGAACUCCACAAUAUCGGCAAAGCCAUUGCUAGCAAUGGGUGCUGGUCUAUGCUCAAAGGUGGCUUGUCUCCAAACUCAUCAGGCCUUGCAGAGGUUUCGUUUCAGAGCAAGGAUCCAACAGCUGAAGUAUGGGUUGAGAAUGUCGCCCUGCAACAAUUCACCAUGAAGCAAUGGAGAUCGCACCAGGACCACAUCAUCGAAAAGUUCGGAUGCGGGAUGAACCUCCACAUCCUCUCCUCCAAACCCUACCGCAACUGGUUCGCCUCGCGAUUCAAGCACACGACAUUCACAAACGCCAUGAAAUGGUACAGCACAGAAUUAGUCCAGGGACAGGAGAACUACACCACGCCGGACGCCAUGCUUCGAUUCUGCAAGAAACACAACAUCUCCAUCAGGGGCCACAACGUGUUCUGGGACAACCCCAAAUGCCAGCCCCAGUGGGUGAAGAACCUGACGGGGGAGGAACUCGAGCAGCCGCGGCGGAGAGGAUGA
Molecule: messenger RNA, 4001 nt
Organism: Linum tenue
Lineage: Eukaryota; Viridiplantae; Streptophyta; Magnoliopsida; Malpighiales; Linaceae
Source: the annotation of a GenBank genome assembly